Messenger RNA from Pangasianodon hypophthalmus (striped catfish), 4094 nucleotides. It is a transcript of the gene iqub, whose product is annotated as IQ motif and ubiquitin domain containing. NCBI's taxonomy places the organism in Eukaryota, Metazoa, Chordata, Actinopteri, Siluriformes, Pangasiidae. Bases 378 to 2609 code for a protein of 743 amino acids. The transcript is spliced from 12 exons. The record is from RefSeq and is a predicted model, not a curated record. Gene Ontology annotation, cellular component: motile cilium; acrosomal vesicle. Gene Ontology annotation, molecular function: protein binding. Gene Ontology annotation, biological process: cilium assembly.
UGUUCAGAGGGAAUUUAUUUUACAUUUAAAGGCGUACCUGGCUACAGAAAGCUUAAUAUCCUCGAAGCUAUACAAGCUAACAUUGUAUACACAGCUACAACUAACGUAGGGAUUCAGUAUGUAGCCCAUAAUAAUUUCUCCACGGAGCUGAAUCACGUGAUAGCGCGGUUACCAUAGUAACCUCAAACACUAGCUUCAACUAUCGCUCUGUUUCUGUUUUCCCUUUGAUGUGUUAGCUUAAUAGAAACUUCCCUGUGCAGGUUAGUUAGAGUUCAGCUAACUGAAUGAGCUUAUUGCAUUAGGUAGCCUAGCUAGGUCAUCUUUGUUUUUAAUUUAUUCUCAGUGUGAGAGGUAGCGCCGCUGUGUCCGGGUCCAGCAUGGAGACAGAGGAAAAGCCAGAGGCGCAGAGCCCUGAGGCGCAGAGCCCAGGCGAGGCCGCGACCGGAAGCACUGCUGCCACACACACUCAGCCUGAGCAGGAUGCUACAAAUCAAACAGCUGUCCAGCAGACCCAGGUGGAUAUCUGCUCAGAUCAGGAAGGAGAACCCUGUGAAAGAGUGGGACAGGACAGAUCCAGUCCUCAUGAGCAAGAAACAGUCAAACCUGCUGACGAUGUGGGAAACUCAACAGCUACAGUUAAAAUCUUACUUAUGCCAGAGGGACAUAUGAUGACUGUGGCUUUUACGAUUGGCCUCACCACUCAAGACCUGAAGAAUCAUUUUGCCAGUGAGCUGAGGGUACCAUCUGACUGUAUUCAGCUCACACUCAAUGGUAAUGCUGUAGAGGAUCACCAGACCCUGAUGAGCCUUGGGGUGCAGCCACACGCCACAGUCCAGUUCGAGAUGAGCUCAUUAGAUCCGGAAAAUUACCCCAUCAAGCCAGUUAAACCUCAGCAGGAAUGUAAUAUGCCAGAUGUCAUUACUGUCAGAGUACAGACAGAUGCAGACACCUAUCAGGAUGUGGUAGUUGAGAUUGAAAGAGCCACUCGAAAAAACCCUUUCUUGGGAGGAUAUCGCCACAAGGUCACUAAAACUGAGUACCACCACGCUGGAGUACAGACUAUGGCCAAGAGGAGGACUGACAGAGGAGUGGAGACCUUCAGCAGAGACACACAGACAGUUCAUGUGAAGAACCAAGCUCAGCAGUGCACCAUCACCACUUCUACUCAGAUGACUAAACCUGGCUGCUACAUAUCCAACAUGAAGGACAAACUCAUCACACCAGGGAGAUACGUGACUGCAGACGAAUACCACAGCAAGAGGCUUAACGCUGUAAUUACUAUCCAGACACACACCAGGCGCUGGCUGGCCAAACGACUGACCACACAGCUGAGACUGGAUAAGGAGCUGCGCCUAGCCUGGGUUGAGAGGGAGGAGAGAAGAAAGAAAGAAGAGAAGGAAGAGCAGAUUAGAGCAGAGUACCACAGGAGAAUGAACCCAGAGAGAAAAGAAGACUUUGCCCUGCUUUAUAAUGCACUGGAAAAGUGGAGAAAGGAAGAAGUGGAGCACAUUAAUGCCACUCUGUGUGGAGCAGAAAGGAAAGCUGCUCUGUGUGCUCUUUUGGAGCAGGAGACGCAGUUCAUUACAUCUAUAGAACGCCACCGAAUAGCUGCAGGAGAGAGGAACCAGGAGAAGGCAGUGCAAGCGUUCCUCAACAAGUGCGCUGCCCCCAAGCGAUGGAAAGCGUCUGAUGGGAUAAUGACCCAGAUGGAUACGCCGCACACCAUUAGGGCCAGAGAGCUCCGGGAUCUCUAUUGCAGCAUCACUCUGAGCUAUCUGAGCCAGGAAGAGCGUCUUGAUGUGCUGCUUACACUCAAACAUACGGUCAAGGAACAUGACUGUAAGCUGACUCGAGAGAUUGUGGAGUUGAUUGACAGAGAGGCCGAUCUGCUGACGAGGGGUGUGAAGGAGAGUAACCUAGAGGGGCUGAGGAAGAGGAUUGCCACUCUCUUCCUUCAGUACAUCAAAAACCCCACUUUCAACCCCCAGGUGUCCAAACUGCUGCGGGUGCCACAAGACCCAGAGCAGCUAAGGAAGAAUGUCAAUUUUUGCCGUGGCUGCAGUAACUUCCUGCCCUGCUUUGAGUUUUCCCUGACAGUGAACGCAUGCAUGGUGGGUCUUUGCCGCCACUGCAAAGAGGUAGACAAUGAGGCUCGGCACAGGGAAAACUUCUCCUGUUACAAAACCAUUCUCAAACGUCUGCGCAAGGAUGAAUCAGAAGUCAACCCAGACGCCAAGAUCCCUUACCUCCUACAGGAGCAGGAUGUGCGUUAUCUAGUGGAUGUGGUAUGGGGGGCUCAGUCUGCACUGAGUGCGUGGAACAACCUGCACGACCUGCUGAUGGUGCGCUGGGACAAGUUUUGCGAAUGGAGCCCCUGGAACUGCAUCCUGCUUACCAAGGACGAGGCAGCCGCUCACCUCAAAGUCGAAAACAUAGAGAAGACAUAUGGCACCAUAUUUAUCUGCAACAUCAAGCACAAACAUGCUCUGGCCCAGAAAUACUUCUCCCAGAUCCCUGUGAUGAUGGAGUAUCUCCAUGAUGUGGACUCACAGCCUGUUGCCCAGAGCCUCCUACUGGUCACCAAACCCAUCACUACAGUGACCAAGUAGUCUCAGUAGGACACUACUACAAUGCCUACAACUGGAUCUCAACCUCUGUAUUUAUUUCAAGCACAAUAAAGAAAGCAAUACACUUAGUUACAGACCUGUUUUACUCUGAUGACUUGCCGACGUACAUGUACUUGUUUAGUGGAAGUGACUCACUCUGUAUUAGAUUGUUAAGGACACUUAAACAUGAACUAAAGUCUUUGAGAUCCAUUUUCAUUUUUUCCCCCAUAAAACCAUAUCAUUUGCUCUAUUGCCCAUGAUAUUCUUGCCAUAAAGAUUUAUGCUUGUGAAUUCCACGUAAAGCAGAUAAAGCAGGGAACUAACCAAGCACAAAUCUAAGCUAUAGCAUUUUGAAUCCAGGAAUUGUAUGCAAUUCUGCAACUACAUGCUAGGUCCACAUCGAUCUGUUGAAAGCUUAAAAUGUAAUGUAAUCUACUAAUUAUGCCAGCAAAUAAAAUAUAGCCACAGUUAUAAUUGGAAGAUGGAUAAUUCACAAUAUGCAAUUAGAACUAAAAGGUCAAGAAUCUGUUCAUGUGUCUUAUUAAUUACACUUGAAAAAGUCAGAGUGAGGUGUUCAAUUUCCUCUCUGUAAUGAACUGAAGCUAUAAAACCCUUUUAUUUUGUGGCUUUAAGAAAUCAUUUGGUUUUUGUAGCCUUGGUCUUUCACCUAGAAAAUGUGGCGUUAUAUUCACUUUAUUUAUUUAGGCUACAAACAUGAACACAUGAUAAUCGGAAAAUGAUCAAGGUCAGAGUUCUUAUUCUGUUUUAAAAAAGAGUCUAGGUAUUUAAAAAUAGCAGAGUAUCAGUGAAUGCUCAUCUCUGAACAUCACAGACUUGAGAGGUUUCAGUCUUUCUUAAUUUCCACACUGACUAAAUUUAAAGAGAUUCACUUUGAGACUCUUCUUUAGAGCACUGACACCUUGAGGGUAGAUUAAUUUUAUUUUGCGGACUAUGGAGUUGCCACCAGUGCACCCUCGCUGUCAUUUCCCACCUCCACUGUAGUCAGGUGCUAAAUCCAACCAGUUCCCUUCCCAUCAUUUCUCAGAAUUCUUUACAUUUAUUUGAGGAUGCAAGUAUACAGGUUUGUUUUAUUACAAGGCCCAUGUUCUGAAAUGUCAUUGCUCCUAACGGUGAAUCAAGUGUCCAUUAAUACAUUUCCACUGUUGAGUGCUUGAUGAUUCUGAGUGGUUGAUUCAUUUUCUAUAACAGUAGCUCUGACAGUGCUUCUGGCUACCGGUUUACACUUGUUUUAAUCCAAAAAAUAAUCCAUUUUUUAUAGUAACAACUUAAACAGGCAGUGUGUAAUUGUUGAUAUGGUGAAGUUUUCUGUGAGUAGAUGUUUAUUUAGCAUUUUGAAUGAUUCUGAAGUGUCAGUGAGUCCUUGAAGUUUUCUGACACAGGACAGUGGGCUGUGCAGUCUCUUUGUAACAUGACAAUCUGCAUAUCUGUCUUAGUAACUUCAAUAGAGAUAGAAAAAAAUGACGAGCA